UUCUGGGUUGUGCAACCAUCCAUCGCACCCUCGCAACCCACUGGCAUCGCAUCGCAACGAAAUGCACACAACGGAUCGGAAUCCGAUACAACAUGAUCGAUGGAAGACAACCUCAGAAUCAGCAGCACCCCACAUGGAUUUCACCAUGCAGUGCACAGCAGAGUCAUGGAGCUGCUUUAGUCACGCAGCAAUCGACAUUCCUCAAGCUCUGAACAACUCCUGGUGGAUUCCGGUUGCGUGAGUGCGAUCCCACAACGUGGGUGGUCGCGGUAACCUCCUCGCCAGCAGCAGCAACAACACACACAACCUCACCGCCGCUGCAGCCUUCCGACGCCGCUGCCGCUCCUCCACGCACAGCGAUGCCGACGCCAGCCCUGCCAGCUUUGGCUCUGAGUCUCCUCCUCCUCCUCGUCGCCAGAGCCACACUCGUUGCCGCUGCCGCGCCGGACGAUAUUACAUUCUAUGAGAAUUUUGAGUCAAGUUGGAAAGGGCGUUGGAUUGUUACAAAAAACCAAGAGUACAAAGGUAAAUGGAAGCAUGAAAAAAGUCAAGGUCAUAAUGACUAUGGAUUGUUGGUUAGUCAAAAGGCCAAAAAAUAUGCUAUAAUGUAUAAUCUACCAAAGGUGGUGGAUCCUAAUGAAGGAACUUUGACCUUACAAUAUGAUGUUCGGUUUCAAAAUGGCAUCACUUGUGGAGGUGCAUAUUUGAAAUUUCUUGUGCCAGAGGAAAACAAAAGAAAUGAGAUGAAUAGUGAAACUCCAUACUCAAUUAUGUUUGGUGCGGACAAGUGUGGAUCAACUAAUAAGGUUCAUUUUAUAUUCCACCAUAAAAAUCCCGUUACUAGAGAGUACAUAGAACACCACAUGGUAAAUCCGGCUUUGGUUGAAGUUGAUAGAUUUACACAUGUGUACACGGCAACAAUAUAUCCAAAUAAUACCAUCAUGGUUUUUGUGGAUGGAGUGCUUGCAAAAAGAUGCAAUUCCAUGGGAAGUGAUUUUGAGCCACUGCUCAUUCCUCCCGCUUUUAUAGAUGACCCAAAUGAUGAAAAGCCUCCCACAUGGGAUGACCGUAAGAAAAUCCCCAAUCCAAGUGCUUCAAAGCCUAAAGAUUGGAAUGAAGAUGAACCAAGUCAAAUUGUUGAUACUGCAGCUGUAAAACCUGAGGGAUGGUUAGAGGAUGAACCGGAAGAAAUAGAUGAUCCCACAUCCAAAAAACCCACCACAUGGGACAACCAAAAAGAUGGAGAGUGGGAACAAGAAAAAAUGGACAAUCCAAGAUGUAAGGACGUUGUUGGAUGUGGUCCUUGGCAACCUCCGAUGAUAAACAAUCCCGCAUAUAAAGGAAAAUGGAGCCCUCCUUUGAUUGAUAAUCCAAACUAUUAUGGCAUAUGGAAGCCAAAACAAAUUCCCAACCCAUCUCAUUUUGAAGCUACAAGACCCCAAUUUGAAAAAAUAGGCAAAAUUGGAAUAGAGAUUUGGACAAUGGACGAUGGUAUUAUUUUUGACAACAUUCUUAUCACAAAUAAUGAAACUUUUGCCCAACAAUUAAGAACACAAACCUGGAGUGAAAAAAUCAAAGUUGAGAAACAAUCAGAGCCUAUUGAAGAUUCAACACUCUCUUGGAAAAACACUUUGAAAAGUUUACUUUUAAUUAAGGUUGUAAUCAAAAGAAUUGAGGACAUCCGUCUCUCCAAAUCUGGAAUUUUCGGAACAAUAUUUGUACUUUUUGUUUCAGUUUGUGGUUACGUGUUUGGAAAAAGAAAUUCUUCAAAAUUAACUGAAAAGAAAUUAUUACAUGAAAAUAAAAUAAGAGUAAAAUAUGAUAAGCGUAAAAAUCAAGCAUUAUUAAAUGAUGUAUCCCAAAAUCCCCCUAAAGAUGAAGCCCACAAGUUGGAAAAUUUUCAAGAAAUUGAGACAGAGGAGCAUAAAAAUUUAAAACUACAAGAGAAACAAGGAAAAAAAUCUCUUUGAUAUACUUCAAAAAAAUCAUAAAGUCAUUCAUUUUAAAAUAUUCUACAGCAAGAGGUUGUAAUAGACAUGGAGUAUCAUAAUUUCAACAUAACUGUUUUUGUUCAAUUUUACAUAUGAAAGCCUUAGAGAACAACAUUAACAUGACAAUAGAUUCAUCUCAUCAAUGAAUUAAAAUUGUAAAUGUUUAGAAUAAACACAAUAUUGGAGCUUUCUCUUCUAAUAUUUAUAACUAAUUGAUUAUCUAUUUUCAAUACAGAAGUAAAAUGAAAGUGUUUCAAACUAUUUUUUGAAUUUAUUUAUUUAGCCUGUGAUUUAUUACGCACUAGAUUUAAAUAUAGUUUUUUAGCAUGAAUCUUGAAGUUGCAAUUUCAAAUAAAAUUUAAAAUAUGCACUCUUUUGUUUU
This is a messenger RNA of Physcomitrium patens, 2373 nucleotides long. RefSeq names its product calnexin homolog 1. Gene Ontology annotation, cellular component: endoplasmic reticulum membrane; endoplasmic reticulum. NCBI's taxonomy places the organism in Eukaryota, Viridiplantae, Streptophyta, Bryopsida, Funariales, Funariaceae. Gene Ontology annotation, biological process: ERAD pathway; protein folding. Gene Ontology annotation, molecular function: calcium ion binding. The record is from RefSeq and is a predicted model, not a curated record.